CUUUUCCUAUAUAUUAAUAAGAAGAUGUGUUUUGAAAAUGUUGGUGGUUUCCCUGAUCUUGAUUCAGGAUACCCUACGAGAAAGAAUUCACAAGAUAAGCUUUGUUAGAAUAAAAAUACAUGUUCCUUCCUCACACAGUUGUCUUACUUUUGAGAAUAAUGGAUUUUAUUAUGGCUAGUUGAUGCUGCAGAUGAUGAAAGACUGUCAUUUUGCUGGUUGAUUAUGGAUUCAUUUCAAGAUAUUUAUUUAUGCUGCUUUCUGAUUAUUUUCAAUGCAUAUUGAAUGGAAAACGCAAAGCAGCAGCCUCCCCUGGUAAACAUAGUGAGUUUGAGGUAGCAAAAGAAAAUAGCUAUGAAAUAGAACUUGAAGAAAUGGAGUUGAUCUGUUUAUGAAACAGAAGAUCUUUCUGUGCAAUUUUUUUUCCUUUUUUCUGCUGAGUAGAUUGGAAAAAAUGGCAUUUUUUAGAAACUUCCACCAAAAUCUGAGCCUUCCUUCUGUGUCUUCUCUGGUGGACACUCUUAGCAGUGCUGUGGAUGAUCUGACCAGUGUUGUUGGAGAAGUUGGCUAUAGUGUAGCUGAUUCAGUAACAGAACAGGUAACAAACAUGAUAAAUGGCCUUCGUGCAGAAGAUGAGAGCUCCAAAAUGCGGAAUGAUAAACCAGCACAAGAUAGAGAAGAAAAUGCACCAUGGUUAACUGAGCCUAAGGAAAUUAAUAUUAAAGCCAAGAGGGAUAUUGCAGAACAGGAGAUUCAGUAUUCCAAUUCCUUUGAAGACAGAAAUCAAGAUGGAGUAUUCAACCAUGUUGUGGGUGAAAACCAGUACCUAUUAAAAGGCAAAGAUAGUGAUGAUUGCUUAGAAGAUACAGAAGUACCUUGGGAUUUUAAGAAUGCGGGAAGACCUCUUAAGAGGGAAGUAGUAGGAGGAAAUGACUAUUUAGAAAAUGAUAAGUUACUGAAGGAUAGUAGCCUGAAAAGUAAUAAAUUUACAAUGCAGGAGUCUAUUGAGAAUCAAGGCAGUUGCCUACAUACAAUACCUAAUAAUUCUAAGAAUCACUGGCAUAACAAAAUCAAGCCAUGUUCUCAUGGAAUUGAUUGUAAUGACUCUGAAGAAGUGCAUGGUAUGAAUGUUCCUCGAGAUUUAGAAACAAAAUUUGUUGAAGUACAGAAGCAGAAAUUAUCAGACUCCAGUUUGAAGAUAUACAAUAAUCUCCCCAGUUGCAUUAAUGAAGUCAAAGAGAAGUCUGAAGCCUUUUCUGACAGAAAAGAAAAAUCUGAAGGUGAUGCAUCACCUACUGUUGCAAAAGUAGGUAACAAGAAAAACUCAAAGAAAUCAGAAAAGAAAUCAAGAGGGCUGUGUAAUAAGAAGACAGCAGGAAAAGACAACUCUUAUAUGAGUAAAGAUCAGCAUGGUUCAUCAUCUGAGAGUGAAGAUGAAGCACUGGGUAAAUAUCAUGAGGCCCUGUCUAGAACCCAGAGUUCCAGGCUGCCAGUGGUGGAUGGCAGACAGCAAAAAAACUAUGUAUGGGAAACCAGGCAAAAAUAUAGCCCCCUGUCUGCAGAAUAUGAUGGAUACAGUAGUGAAGCCUCAAUAGAUGAAGCUAACUGCAUUCAGAGAAUGAGAAGAACGCCUCCACUAGAUGAACUGCAGCCACCUCCGUAUCAGGAUGAUAGUGGUUCUCCUCAUCUAUCAUGUACACCUUCUGAAGUUGGAGACGGUAAAUGUGAAUUUUCCCAGUGUAGCAACAGUCCAAGAUGUUCAUAUAAGUGUCCAAGUGAGGGAAGCACAGGACAUGAAAUAGAAAGCUUCCAUAACAAAGGAUAUGAAGAGGAUGUGCCAAGCGAUAGUACAGCUGUCCUUAGUCCAGAGGAUAUGUCAGCUCGAGGAUCGUCUUCACAGCUUCCUAAACCUUUUGAUCCUGAGCCAGUAGCUAAAUAUGGCACGUUGGAUGUGACUUUUGACUAUGACUCACAGGAACAGAAGCUUUUGGUGACAGUGACAGCUGUCACAGACAUUCCCACAUACAGCAGGACAGGUGGAAGCUCGUGGCAAGUACACCUAGUUCUUCUCCCCAUAAAGAAACAGAGAGCGAAAACCAGCAUCCAGCGGGGACCGUGCCCUGUCUUCACAGAGACAUUCAAAUUUAAUCACGUUGAGUCUGAGAUGAUUGGGAAUUACGCAGUUCGCUUUAGACUCUACAGUGUACGUCGCAUGAAAAAGGAGAGGAUUGUGGGAGAAAAGAUUUUUCACUUAACAAAAUUGAAUCUUCAAGGGAAGAUGUCAGUGCCAGUGAUAUUGGAACCUUCUUACAGUCUGUCUGGUUGUGACUCUCAAAUGAGCAUGUCAGAAGUAUCCUGCAGUGAAAGUACCUCCUCUUGUCAGUCUCUGGUGCAUGGCUCAGCUCCAGAAAUCCUCAUUGGCCUCCUUUACAAUGCUACAACUGGAAGAUUAUCAGCAGAAGUGAUAAAAGGCAGCCACUUCAAAAACUUGGCAGCAAACAGACCACCCAAUGGACUGUUCUGUUGUCUAAAACACUUGAUAGGUGGACAGGUUUAUAUAAUUCGAGAUACAUAUGUUAAAUUAACACUCCUGAACUCCAUGGGGCAAGAGAUGUCCAAAUGCAAAACUUCAAUCCGACGAGGACAGCCAAAUCCAGUGUACAAAGAAACCUUUGUUUUCCAAGUGGCGCUGUUUCAGCUCUCGGAUGUAACGCUCAUACUGUCUGUAUAUAACAAGCGCAGCAUGAAACGGAAAGAGAUGAUCGGCUGGAUAUCCUUAGGUCUCAACAGCUCAGGAGAAGAUGAACUCAACCACUGGACUGAAAUGAAAGAAUCUAAAGGACAGCAAGUAUGUAGAUGGCAUACUUUACUAGAAUCUUAAUGAACAGUUCAAAGCGCAGUCGUGGUUUUAAGGGAGCUUUGCCUUUCGAGAUGAUGAUCAUUUCACGUCACAGUCUGCAGAUUUGGCGCGGAAGUGAAAAAUGAAAAUUGAGAUCAACAUUCCAUCUUAAAGAGUGCACAACCUGCAGAACAGUGGGAUUUAAUGUAUAAUCUUCACUUAGUAUCAAACACUUCCUUGGUGUCAGAGGAGCCUUGCUGUAUGCAAGUAUGUUAGCAGUCCCUCCCCCAUCCACCUGAUGCUGUAUUUGUUUGGAUUUGUUUUGUGUUAUUCAAUUCAGUAACAUUUUACGUGAACUUUUCCAAAUUGAUGCAAGCUCCUUAUUGUGUACUUUUUGUAAUGCUCUAAAUACUGUAGCUUCUGACCUGCCUGCAAUCAGACUAAGGGUCAAUAAUUUGCACUAUGAGAAAAAGUUGAUGAUCUGUAAAGCAAAAAAACAAACAAACACCAAUACCAAACAGGGAAAAAAGAACCCACCCCAGGGGAGAAGAACAUUUAGUAAUACGGCAUAUAUGAAUGCAGUGUUGUUUUACACUGAGUUUCUUUCCAGGAGCUGAGUACAAUUAAGUUUUCAUUUUUGAUAUGCAGUUGGUUUGAAAAAUACUAGCAUUUGGGCAUCAGGUGAACUCUGAUGUAAAUGUUUCUUCAAUAUGUGGCAGGAACGAGCUCUAUAUAUGGCAUAAAUUGGGUUUUUCCCCUUUGCCUGUACUUCUGCCUAAUCCAAAGAGACCAGAUCAGUAGUUUGGUCCCUUCCAAAUCUCCUUAGACAGGUUGUACUGUAAAACUAUGUAACUUUCUGUUGAAAGCACCUCCUGUGUUCAUGUAUUCCCAUGUAGGAAGCUCAUACAGCAUGAUUUUACUAAAAUAUUUUUGUGUUGAACAAAUCAAUAUGGGUUUCUUUAAAAUGUCAGCAGUUAGAAGCUAGCUUUGAAAGACUGAAGAUUGCAGCAGCAGCUGAACAAUGCAGAACAAAUGAAAAAUAUUAUGACUUUGGUUAAAACAGAUCCAUUUGAAACUCUUCUGAGCUGUUUUAGGGACUACUCAAUGCUGUUUGUGGAAGUGCAGAGCAGACCAGGAGUUUUUUGCCUUUCUUCUUAGAGAAGACAGCAUUAAUGAGUUUCUGGGUCUUUGUUUUUCUUUUUUAGUGAUUUGCCAACUAUUGAAUGAAUUUUCAUGCCCAAAAAAGAAAUUUUCAUUGUUUAUGUUCAGGUUGGGAGGCACAGCUUUCUAACAGCACAGUUGAGAAGCCACAGUAUCGCAAGGAAGUUUCUCUGUCAGAUGAACACUUCUGGCUUCCACUGAAAUUAGGAAAAUGACUGUGCGCCCAAGACUCCAGUUUGUUCCAAAUAUUUUAGAGGGAAUCACACUAAUUGUCUAAUUGCUGAAACUAAUUCAGAUUAGUCAAAUUGUCAAUUAUUGAGUAAUUAUUGUUUUUAAAAGCUUCCCAAUUCAAAUAUUCUAGUUGCCUGCAGCGAUGUUUCGUUUGCUUUUAUUACCACGCAGAAAGUAAGCAUAUUUGUUGUUCUUAUAAAGGAUGUUGAUGUCUUACUAGUAUGAAACCUCACGGACUGUUUUAACAUGUGGUAGGUAGAAGAGUGAAGUUUAGGAUUUUCUUGAGAGAAUUAGUGGUAGCCUAGAGCGUUCUGAUAAGGACUUUUUCUUUUAAAGUUGCAUUUGUUUAUAAUACCUUUGAACAAUCCUGGCUUUAGGAUAUACAGUCGAGCAUAGUGAGAUUGGAGACAGCAACUAUAGUAUAAGAUAUUUCAUGUGGUUCUCAAAUUCUCACACCAGUUAACAAUUUCACUAGGGCCUUUCUAAGGGUAUUGUAAUACCACUUAGUUUAUUUGGUGCCUUCUGAUGGGUUUAUUUGCAGUGGCAGGUUUUCUGGUUUUAAAGAUUUAAGAUUUAAAUAUUAGCAGGCCUUUUUUUGUUGUUGUUUUUUUAAUCUUAUAUUGUGCUGCUGCUUCAUUUAUGGAAGAUUUAUUUACUACGUAGAAAUAAUCCAAAAACUCUUUAACGUGGAAAGAUCUUGCAGUGCUACAAUACAGUUUGUUUCUUCUAGUCCUUGUUGUUCCUCAAUUUGUGAAGUGCAGUGCUGAGUGUAGCCUUUAAUCAAAAAAAAAAACCAAAUGUUAAUUUUAUGUGCAUAAGGAAAUUGCUCAGAUUUUUCCCAAUCCUGUUCUCUUUCCUACAAUACAAAUUCUGACUUAAAAGCUAUUCAAAAGCAAUUUUUCAAUGGACAUGGAACCAUUUUCACUCAUUCUGUUUGUGGAUAUUCUGAUGCUUUUUUUCUUGAAGCUGAAAUGUGUCUCUUAAUUAUUGUCUCUUUGAACAGGUUUUGCUUUGUAAAAUAAUGUACAGUAUUUAACAGCAGAAACGGAAGAAGUUAAUUCUAAUGGAGGAUAUAUUUAAAGUUGCCACUGAACAAAUGAAGAAGCCAGUUUGCAAGGUGCAGCAUAUGGCCUCUUACAGAAUCCAAACUAAACCAGCUAUGUCAUGACUUUGGUUUCUGUUUGUAGGUUGCACUGUUUCAGUUUUACAUGCAAUCAGUCAGAUUUCUAAGACACUGAAACCUCAAUUUAGACACAGCAGAGAUUUAUAGUAAUCUCUGUUGGACACGUUUGGGAAAAGGAAUCUCCUUCCACAUUAUGUGACUCUUCCCAUGGUAUCUAGUUCCAUUUUUUGCUUCACAGAGGAAAGUUUGGCUAAUUUGGGUUUAUUCAGUGAAGGCUGGAAACUGUAAAUAAUGGAAAUGAAUAUAUAAUUUUCAGGUGGUAGAAUAUUGAUUUUUCUGUGUAAAACCAGUCACAGCAAUAAUUGGAUUCACCCUGGCAUUUUUACAAAUUAGUUACAGUAUCAGUGCUGUCACAUUGUUCUUUCUUCAUAGAUGCCAUUCUUAUGCUUUGUUCAUAAUUUUGUUCAUCUGGUUGUUUUAAGUGAAUCAAUAUUUUCCCAUUUGAAAUCUGCCUUGAAUAUGUAAGACCCUGCAUAGGGGUUUAUUCAUAUACUGUGUUUUUGUGCAUUCAGAUAAGUCUCAAGUGUGGAAGAGAAUUUCUAAAGAACAAAGUGUUCAAAACAAAUUGGAAACGGGCAUUUGUGUUUUUCUCAGAUUUGUCUGUGUUCUUCAUAGCUUUUUAUUGCUUAUCUUUAUUCAAAAGUACAACUGGUACUUGGAAGAAUUUACCAAAUUGUUUAAUUGCUUUUCUGUUUGUCAAUAUACUACAUAGAGAUGAAAACUCUUGAAUGGAAUGUUUCCUGCCAGCAACGGUUUAAGUGUAGAACAGUGAAGUUUUUACAGGCUCUAUUCUUGAAAAUAUUCCAUCCUUUUUGCAUAUAAUCUAAUUGUUUUGAUGUUAAGAACAUUUCACAUAGAUCUUCUCAAAGGUAAAUUCUUCCUGAAGAUAAUAAAUAUGGAAGGAGAUGGGUUAGUUCCUUUCACAAUCUGCGGUACAGGCAAGAUUGCAAUCUGUACAGAAGCAUGAAAUCACUGUUCAGAAGGAUGAGAGAGGACUUGCAGUCCCUGUAGGACAUUGCUGUCUCCCACAUAUUCAGAGACAUGGAGUAAGCAGAGCCGUGCUUUCACUCCCUAUUCAGCGGGUAGCGCUGGUGAGAUUCAGAGGUUGGUACCUGUGGUGCUGCUUCAGGCAGCCACGCUGUAACUACACAUUGAGUCCGACAGCAAAGGCAGGAGCCGGGCAAGGUGUAAGUUCUGCUAUUGGAGAAACGUGAUGUAAUUCUUCAAUCCAGUUAUAUUUGCAACCCUCUAAUCUAAUUAAUAAUUAGAUUACAAAAUAAGGUGAGCCUUUAGGGUUAAUAUAUUUGCUUUUAUUGGCGGGAAAGGUUAUUUAUCAAUGUAGAGAAUACUGAAGCUGAAAACUGUUUGGGUUUGGUUUUUUUUUGUCAUUUGCUCUAGGAAAUAUUUUCACCUGUAAAUUCUUGCAACCGUUCUGAUGCAAACGCAGUGCUUUUUUGGAGUUUUGAAGCAAUGUUUUUGUUGUAUAAAAGUUGUUUGAGUUGCUGAUUUAUUCUCUUUACUCCCCAAUGAUUUGCUCCUGCUUCGAACACCUU
Molecule: messenger RNA, 6964 nt
Organism: Lagopus muta (rock ptarmigan)
Lineage: Eukaryota; Metazoa; Chordata; Aves; Galliformes; Phasianidae
Gene: SYT14
Product: synaptotagmin 14
Exons: 8
Coding region: 389-2878 (829 amino acids)
Source: RefSeq, a predicted model, not a curated record